AGUGCGCCAAGCGAUAUUAUGUAGAUUUUUUUGCGAUCUGUCUUGUUAAAUGUUGCAUAGGAAAUGUUUUUCUACCAAAAUGUUCAAGUGGCCUAAACAAUUUAAUCAGCUUUUAGUUUUACAAUUAUGAAAUGCGUAAACAACUACUCCGCUAAUUGUAUCGCUAUAUUAGAACGUUGGCCGAAAUUAGCUUGGGACUAAAAUUAAAUGUUGCUUGAUUCCGAUUAGUCAAUAACAUCUAACUAAACAAAACUAAGCAAUUUUUUUUGAUUAGAAUUAAUAAAUUUGCGAAUGUUGCACAAUCUUACUUUCUAUGGCUAGUAAAAACAAAAUUGAAACUUCGAGAAAAUUUGUUCACACACUUUUAUCUCCUGCCAAAAUGUCGGGAGGUGCGACUGGGCCGCUGCUCUACGCCGUCUGUGCGGCUGUACUUGGCAUGCUACAAUUUGGCUUUAACACCGGUGUCAUCAAUGCCCCACGGACCUUUAUAGAGAACUUCAUCAAUGAAAACUAUGAUGUCAACUCUGGAACCAUAUUCAGUGUCAUCGUUAGUAUAUUUGCCGUCGGAGGUAUGAUUGGAUGUCCAUUAGCAAGCUGGGUUGCUGAUACACGUGGCAGAAAGUUUGCAUUAAUCAUCAACGCUGCGUUUGGUGUAGUAGGAGCGCUCCUAAUGGCAUUAAGUAAGACCUCCACGUCGCUGGCAAUGCUCAUUAUAGGCAGAUUUUUUAUUGGUAUAAAUUGUGGAUUUGCUACGACGGCUUCACCGACGUAUGUAUCAGAAAUGGCUCCAGUACGUUUACGUGGGGCUUUUGGAACCGUUAACCAGUUGGCCGUCGCGUUUGGCAUGGUUGCAGGACAAAUACUUGGUAUUGAUGUUAUUCUAGGCAGCGAUGAGGGUUGGCCGUGGCUUCUUGGAAUGGCUAUCAUACCCUCGGCUGUUCAGUUUAUAAUGUUACCAUUCGCACCAGAAACCCCGCGAUAUCUAUUGCUAUCUCAACGAGAUGAGGAACAAGCAAGGAGGGUUCUUUCCAAGAUUAGAGGAACUGAUGAAAUUGACGAUGAAAUAAAAGAUAUGAAUGACGAAGAUCACGCAAUGAAACAGGAGCAAAAGUUUACAAUUGGUGAUUUGUUGCGUAUUGAGUCUUUGAGGACGCCUUUAAUCAUUGGUAUUGUGAUGCAUUUAUCGCAACAGUUAGGUGGAAUUAAUGCUGUUUUGUAUUUCUCUACAACGAUAUUUAUCAAAACUGGCUUGUCUGAAGGAGAUGCUCGUUUGGCUUCUAUUGGAGUCGGUAGUAUGUUGUUCAUCAUGGCUUUGGUUUCAAUACCCUUAAUGGAUCGUCUUGGAAGAAGAACUUUGCAGUUGGGUGGUCUGGGCGGUAUGGCAGUCUUCUCCGUGCUUAUGACUAUAGCAUUCUUUACAUACGAAAACAACAGAACAAUGAGCAUUUUUGCUGUUAUAUUUACCUUAAUGUACGUCGCGUUCUUUGGUGUUGGUCCCAGUUCCAUUCCUUGGAUGAUACUGUCAGAAUUGUUUGGUCAGGGUGCUCGAAGUGCUGCGGUUAGUGUAGGGGCUUUAGUUAAUUGGUUAGCGAACUUCAUAGUCGGUUUGACUUUCAUUCCCAUGUCUGAUCUAUUAGGCAACUAUGUAUUUGUGCCGUUUACUGUGCUGUUGAUAUUGUUCUACGUGUUUACAUACUUCAAAUUACCUGAGACGAAGAACCGAACAAUAGAGGAAGUGACAGCGUUGUUCAAGAAAUAGUCUCGGUAGGAUUUUAAAGCGGCCUUAAGACCACUUCUUAAGAACAAAACAUCUCUCAGAAAAUGAGGAGUGAAAUCAAGACUACGCCCUCGAAGUGGCCAUUCAGGCUGAACGACUUGCAUCACAUUCCUUUAGUGUUAAGCGCGCAAUAAGUUAAAUAACCAAUUUCGAUAGUUACUGUAUUAUUCUAUAUUGGAAACAUUUUUAAUUCCCAGUUUCUUGAAGUCGUAGGACUUGUAGGAAGACUGAACUUUACUUAUCUUUAUAUUUAUCGAAGUACUUAUUCGGAUACUGAAUAUGUCUAUUGGGCUACGUUCGUAAUGUUGCUUUGUGCUUAGAACCAUAACCUUGGUGUAGGUAUAACUUAAAUGUAAGCACUAUUCACAUUAUAAUUCGACACAAUUGCUAGUCCAGACAUGUUUAUUGAGACAAUCGUUAUAGGAAGCGAUAGACGUAAGCACAAAAAAUGCCAUUGUGACAUUUGAAUUUUUAUUUACCCGUAACGUAUUAAUUAUUCAAAGUGGGAGAUUAGGUUCUAAGCGCCAGCAAGCCAUUACGCUCGUACCUCCCGUAGUGUACGAGUUAUUGGUACUAGUUUCUUUCGUUCAAUCUUGCCGGAAUUUGUUUGGGUGUAGAGGACCAAUGUUUUGAUUGUUAUUAUUUAAGAGCACAAUUUUUGAUUUUUUACACUUUGUAUAGAUUUUUAUUAUGUUACAAUCACAGUGCCUUAGCUUAGUUUGUUGAUUUCAUAUUAAAUUUAAAGCUGUUGUUAAGUUUAAGCAUUUUAUAUCGAUAUACUCCAAAGCCAGUUAUUAUGAAACGACAAUUUUCUCAUUUAUUUGUGUAUUUGGAGUACUCGAAAGCUCGAAUUCACCGAAUAAUUUCUAAUUUAUUUUGAGGGUCCGUUUGACACAAACGAAACUCAUCAACUAAAUAUAUUCUCUUUUGUACAAAUAUACUUUAUACAAAUAUUUUUUUUUUAUUCCUUAAAAUUAUAAAUAAAGUACUAAUAAACUUAUUUCAUUAGCACUUUCUAUGUGGUGUACAUGAUUCUCCUAAUUGACUCACUUUCAUAAAAGUAUUAAAAUUAAUUUAUGAUUAAAUUAUAAUUAAUAUACGGCAAGUAUAUGCCCUUUCUCUUGACUCUACGACUAAGCUUUUAAUAUCGUCAAUAUUUGAAAACAUAACUAAGACAGUACUAUAAAAAUCGUAUUGUAUACAAUAAUUAGUAGCUGAAAUCAGAUAUGUAAUAUGAUUGUUAUUAGAAAAAGAUAAUGUUUAGUAUUGUGUAAUGAAGCGAAACAAAACUAUAUUCGUCACAAUCCAAAGUAGUUGCUUGCCUAUUGUAAUGAUUUACAUAAGUUUUCAUUCAGACAAUUUAGUAUUGAAUUGUUGAAUUCAGCAUUGUUAUGUAACCGUCCUAGAGUAUUUUAGUGCCAAGUAAGCACGUAAGUUACGAAUUAUAUAUCUCAUCUAUUCUUGUAGUAUAAGGUGUGGAAAAUAAUAAAUUACGAAUAACAAUAGUAUA
This is a messenger RNA of Pieris brassicae (large cabbage white), 3287 nucleotides long. Its product is annotated as glucose transporter type 1-like. Gene Ontology annotation, cellular component: membrane. NCBI's taxonomy places the organism in Eukaryota, Metazoa, Arthropoda, Insecta, Lepidoptera, Pieridae. Gene Ontology annotation, biological process: monosaccharide transmembrane transport. The record is from RefSeq and is a predicted model, not a curated record. The transcript has 2 exons. Gene Ontology annotation, molecular function: hexose transmembrane transporter activity. Bases 314 to 1759 code for a protein of 481 amino acids.